AUGCGUUCAGGAUUUCUAUAUUAUAUACUAAUUAGUACAGGCCUACUAUUUGUGAUGAUCACUUAUUUACUUUAUAAAUAUGAUUACUAUAUGUAUCAUGUCAUAAUGCAUAUAACUAGUACAAAAUCAUCUUCAAUGAUUAUUGGGAAUUUUAUUUUGAUUUUAGUUUUACUAUUUAGUAAAAUGAUACUAUCUUUAUUUAUAGGUCGAUUAAGGGAUAUAGAGCUGGAGGACAUUAUAGAGCAAGGUCGUGGAUUUCUUGUGGAUACAGUUUUAUUUUUACUUAUUAGUAAUCCCACAAUUGACAACAAGGAAGUAGGUCCUUUGGUAUUGACUCGCUAUAUAACUAUAAUAAUUGGAUUAAAGAUGCUUCAUCUAGUUGCUCAUAUACGUGUAAGUCAUAUGUUUGAAUUAGACCGUCCUAGAACUAAAAAUAUAAUUCGUAUUGCAGCAUUAAUAAGCAUACUUAUGAUAUCUGAUAUAGUAUCAGUUUUUCACUACUAUAAUUUGUUAUCAAAAGGCUCAUCUCUACGAUUAUGGUUAUUUUUUGAAAAUAUUACUAUGUUAUCUUCAAGUAUAGUGUCAAUGGGGAAAUAUUUGGUACAUAUUUUUGAUUUAAGACUACAAAAUUUACAAAUAUAUCAAAUAAAUUUUAAUAGUGAUAAUAGUAGAUUUGAAGUCCCUACAAAUGAUCAUCUUAAUCAAUCUUUGAAUAAUCAUGCAUUUAUUUGGACUAAUAAAAAUGCCAUUUUAUUUUAUCUAGACAUUAUUGGAGAUGUGACUUCACUUUUAACUUAUUUGGUAUUUGUAAUUAUAUUUUUUGCACUUAACCCAUCUAGGGUUCCUUUAUAUGUUACUGGAGAUGUUUUCCAAGUUAUACGGGCUUUAUAUCAGAAAAUAUCUUCUUUUAGAAGAUAUCGUAAAUUAACUAAAAAUAUGGAGACCAAAUUUCCAGAUGCCAAUCUAGAAGAUAUUGAACGUGUAGAUACUUGUAUAGUUUGUAGAGAUUUAUUAUAUAUUGGAUCAAAAGUGUUACCUUGUGGUCACAUUUUUCAUUUGGACUGUUUAAAAUCUUGGUUAAUACAGCAGCAGACUUGUCCAACCUGCAGGGCUACAAUCCCAAUAACUACAAAUAAUCAGGAACAAAAUACCAGUAAUAAUAGGAUGAAUAGUACGGUGACAGUAAAUGAUUCUGAAACACAAAUUGGAACAGAUAAUUCAAAUAAUAUAAAUAGUUGGGAGGGUUCAAAUAACAGCUUAAUACAAGGAAAUGAAAUUUCAAAUUUCUCAACCAGAGAACCUUCAUGGAACUUUCAAAAAAGUGGAAGUUUUGGACUUAAUAAAUUUACUCAUAUUAAUAAUAGUGAAGAAACAAUUGAAUUUAAUAAUGAGUCGUCAUCUAGCAACAAUAAUCAGAGUUAUGAACCUAAAAAAACUAGUGAACAUGAAAAAGUAGUAUCUCAACAUCACUUGUUAACUAGGAAUCUUAGGGACUUACAAAUUGACUCACCUAUUAGGAAUUUUUAUCAAGAAAAGUCUAUGAAUUGUAUUAAAAAACGUUUUGAGAAAUUAGAAGCUUCUACAUUUCCAGAUAUUUUAACCUCUCAAAGUAUAUUACCACCUCAAGCUCUGUCCUUUCAACCACAACUACUUCUAAAUGUAAAUAAAACCUUACUUCAAGAUAAUAUAUUUGAUGAUCCUAAAUUUGUAUAUAGGAUGUGCGAAAUGUAUAGAAAAAAUACUCUUAUAUGGCAAAGGAAAAUUUCUGAAUUAAUUGAAUCUAAUUUUAUUUCAAAAUAUGGAUUUCCAUUUAACGAUUUAAACACUGAAAAUGUAAACAAGGAACAAUUGGGAGCAUUAUUAAAAGCCGUUAGAUGUCAAAAGGAAGAUAUGGAGAAAUUAGAAGUUCCAUAA
Messenger RNA from Cryptosporidium muris RN66, 1914 nucleotides. RefSeq names its product zinc finger, C3HC4 type domain-containing protein. The record is from RefSeq and is a predicted model, not a curated record. Lineage: Eukaryota; Apicomplexa; Conoidasida; Eucoccidiorida; Cryptosporidiidae. The transcript has a single exon. Bases 1 to 1914 code for a protein of 637 amino acids.